AUGUCCGGGCCUUUAGGUAGCAAUUUCGAUGUUGUGCCAAGUGCACCAAUUACCACACGAUGGUAUGAUAAGAGUGAUGUCGGAGUUGAUAUCGAGAAAGGUGGCAUGCCAUCAUUCUUAGCGCUAUAUUUGCUUGCCAAGACUCGCAAAAGCAUUUGUGAAGUUUAUGGUGAAUCAACUAUUCGUAGGUGGUUUGCAAAAUUUAAAACUGGAGAGUUUAGCUUGGAAGCUGACAGUCGCAGUGGAAGACCUUCGAAAUUGGAUGAAGAUGUUUUGAAGACCAUUAAUUUUGAUGUGUACUGUCGUCAGCUAGCUAAUUUGAACCAAAAAAUCAAAGAAUUGAGGCCGGAGGCAGCCAACAGGAAAGGGGUAGUGUUCCAAUAUGACAAUACCCGACCGCAUGUGUCUUUGGCUACCCGAACAAAGUUAUAUGAACUUGGCUGGGAUAUAUUACCCCAUCCACCAUAUUCUGAUAUUGCGCCAUCCGACUAUCACUUGUUUUUGUCUCUACAGAACUCAUUCCAAGGGAAAACAUUUAACGAUUUAGAUGGAGUCAAAAUGCAUCUAGAUAACUUUUUUUCUUCAAAACCAGUCAAAUUUUAUGCUGACGGAAUAUCUAAAUUGCCUGGUAGAUGGGCAAAGGGACAGCAUCUUUUUGGGUCGCAACACGGAUCCACCAUUGAUUCUGAUUCUAGACGUUAG
Messenger RNA from Octopus sinensis (East Asian common octopus), 702 nucleotides. Its product is annotated as histone-lysine N-methyltransferase SETMAR-like. Gene Ontology annotation, molecular function: nucleic acid binding. The coding region runs from base 1 to 702 and encodes 233 amino acids. The record is from RefSeq and is a predicted model, not a curated record. The transcript has 5 exons. NCBI's taxonomy places the organism in Eukaryota, Metazoa, Mollusca, Cephalopoda, Octopoda, Octopodidae.